Molecule: messenger RNA, 5518 nt
Organism: Cherax quadricarinatus
Lineage: Eukaryota; Metazoa; Arthropoda; Malacostraca; Decapoda; Parastacidae
Source: RefSeq, a predicted model, not a curated record
UUUUUUCACGUUUCAUUGUAGAAUGUAUACCCCAGUGACUGACCGUGGAGGAGGUGGUGGUUCCACCACUCCGUCGUUUUCCUCUGCGAGCGCAAGAGCAGCAGCUGCUGCAGCUGCACGGAGGAGGAGUACAGGAGUGUUCGUUGCUAGUACACGAUGCUCGCCGUACACUCCAGGGCGGUCAACAUCAAUGAAUCGUUCUCUACAGACAUCACAGUUAUUGGAAGGCAGUGGACAGUAUUCUUUGGAGAGUUAUGGAGUGUCCUUGCCUGCACUAGUCAUGGAAGCCCUGACAUUUGCUGACCGUAAUGUGGAGAUGUCAGCAGUGUUAUCACAGGGUGGGUGGGCCUGGUUGGUGUGCGGUCGUCGCUUGCUGGUGUGGCGCUACACACUUGAUGACACCCGGCGCCUCGUCAACCACCAGUUUAGGGAGCUGACCUUGCCACCAUCAGAUCUCGCUCAUCGAGCCCAGCUAGUUGUUGUUUAUGUUGCCAAUGAGGGGCAGGUACCAUCGUGUUUAGCAGUGUCUCCAGAAGGGUAUGUGCGCUUCUGGCCCAGUAUUGCUCAUGAAGGCUCAUACUUUGAAGUCAGUACAGAGCUUCAGGGCCAGGAAUGUGACAGUCUGGUGUUCCUUGGGCCAGCAUUAGGCUGCCUUCUAGCAACUACCACCUCCACUACACUACUGAUACAACCAGGAGGGGGGUCCGGAGGGAACCAGACCAUCAAUGUACGACAGUUAAAGGUUCCUGCUGGGCUGCUUGGGGGAAUAUCACGUAGAGUGUCGUCUCUUGUAUUUGGCUCCAUGCCAACCCAGGCUCCUGAGGCACGGCUGGUACGGGCAGUGGGGGUCCUCGGAGCUGAGAAGAAUGAGCGUGCUGUGCUAGUGCUCUCCGCUCACUCCUUGCAAAAGUGGUACCUCAUUCCUGGGGAACCCGACAAACUUGUGUAUGAGUGUAAUGUCGAGAAGUACAUAAGAGAAGGCUUUGUGGACCACGUGUGGGGUCGGGAGCGUGCUGGAGCAACACAGCUGCGGGUGUGGCUGGUGGACAUGCAACCCUCUGCUGGUGAUUCAACCAUUAUGGUUCUGGCCGCAGCGGUAAAUCCUCAGGUGUCACAGCAGCUGGUGUAUGCUCUUGCUACGAUGGAAACUGGUGGCAAUAGUCCCCCUUUGACGGUGAGCAACUUCUCUGUGUUGAAGCACUCUGAAUACUACCAGGAAUCUGCAGAGAAUGUUCUCUUGGCCCAGCGGUUUAUACUGUGCUUCAACACUGCCUACAUUUAUAAUAAAAAUACAGUACUCUGUGUUUCAGCGGUGGGGGAAGGUGACAGUGGAGACCGUGUGGAAUUCUCUGGGGCCGGAGACAGCAUCCUUGGGGUAGGCCGUUCUAAGGGCCUUCCUUUGUUUUUUUCUGCAAAUCAUGGCAUUGUCUCCAUUUCUGCCAACCAGCACCUCAACCAAUCAGGAGUGCUGAUGAACGAGAGUACAGCAGAGGACACAUCAAGACUAUGUGAAGCCUUGAACAUCAGCAGUAUGGGACUGGAUUCCAUCACCUCCAGUCAUGACUGCACCGCCAGACUGCAGGCAGCCUUCCUUCACUUCAACAAGAGUAACAUUCCACAAGCUCAGGCCAUCCUAGAUGAGCUUUUCCCUGGGUCUGACAACACCAAUUUGGAUGCCACGGUGAUCCAGCUGUCUACCAACUUGUUAGACGACUCGCCCGCCACUGACCCUCGGUGGGCCGAGAGUAACCAGGCCGGAGGAACAGGGGCACCCAUGUCACUCCUUAUUCUGAACCAGCUGAGAGACAAGACUAUGGCUCAUCAGUAUUUCAUAACAUUUCUACACCAGACAGGACUAUGGCAGCGUUUAAGUGUGGGCGUCGUAGAGGAGACUCGGGUGUUGACAAGGAUUGUUUUGACCGAGCACGGAGAAAAGCUGGCCUUUGCUACAGCCUUGCGCACCAAACACAAUGACCACCAACACCUCAUUGAUGCUGCUGUCAAGCAUGUACUCUUGGAUCGUAACGAAUCCCCUGAGGGCAAGCUGACUCACUCUGACCUGUUCUAUCGUCGGGUGAGCAAGAUAGAGGACAUCAUCUGGGGGCUGCUACGAGCACAAGACGAUGUUUUAGCAGCUGAUGUGGCUCCUCGGGAUGCUCCCGCAACAAUACACUCGGUGAACUCGCUCAUCCUGGCCCUGCUGCGAGGAGCUAAAAUUGCCUCGGGCAGCAUUGCUAGUGUUGCAGGAACCACGAGUGACCCACCGCUGGAACACACUCCAUGGACUGCUUCCCAGGGCACUCGUGGAGCUCGGACAUUGCUGCUGGAACAACACACUACUACUGUCAAGAUUGGUUUGGUCCGUGCCGAGGAUGGUGCCACUAGAGCCAAGCUGUAUGCACAGAUGGUUGAUCUCUCUGAUGUCAUUCUCACUGGCUACCAGCCUCAGCUGCGUUCCCUGGUGGCUGUCAGCCACGACUCCCACCAGGCCCUCACACGUGCCUAUGAGAGGGAUCGUUAUAACCUCAUUCAGCCACUUGUGCAAGGUGAGCAGUACGACCAAGCAGUGGGCCUGGCUGAGAAAUACUGCGACUUCCGCACGCUGGUAGAAGUGUGUGACCGCACAGACAACCAAGAGAGACUUGCCCAGUACAUGACCCAGUUUGGAUCUGAUGGGUUCUCAGACUUUGUGUUCCGGUGGUACCUGGAGACUGGUAAACGAGGUCGUCUCCUGAGUCACGGGACUCAGGGAGACUUGUCACGCUUCCUUCAGGAUUAUACAUCUCUUGCUUGGCUCCAUCACAUUCAAACGAGGGAUUUUACAGCUGCAUCUUCAACUCUCCGCCAGCUGGCAUUAGAGGAGACUGCAUACCUCAGCAGAAAGAAGACACUGCUGAGUUUAAGUAAGCUGUGUAACCUAGCAUCCACUAUGCCAGGGUCGAGAGAAACAAGCAUGCUGGAGGAUGGCACCAUGAGCUUGGAGGAGGAACUCAUUAUCUAUCAGGAGCAGCUACCUGAGCCAGUCCUCACUGCACACUCCCUCGACCCAGAUAGUAUGAGAGUUCUUUCUCCUACCGAACUUGUUCAUCUGUACACCAGUGAAGAAAAUUUUUAUGCUAAUGAAUUUGACUUCAAGAAGGCACUAGACCUCCUGUCAUUUGUGCCGUUAGAGGAAGUGUACGAGCUUAAGCGAGACAUCUGGGUGCGCGCUGUGUUGAGAAACUCCUGGCAACACAUGGACACAGAUAAUCCUCUCGAUGCCAUCAGUGACACUGUCCUGUUCAAGACCAUAGAAUUAGCAUUUACCCAAGGUAGCGAUAUGCAGGAGCUGCUGAUCCCCGCUGAAGAUUUGCUGUCCUCUGACAAGCUCGGAGAUCUAAAGGAGGACUCCACCUUUAAAUUUCUUGUGAAUGCUGGCUAUGAGAAGAUUCAUCAACUUAUUGGCUGAAUGUACCAAGUAACACUCAGAUAUUUGAGGGAGAGUGGACUGAAUUAGUGAUGAGACUGCAAAAACUUUAUUCAUGUUGGCCCGCAUGCUGCUAGUAGAAACAGUGUUUGAUCAAGCAGUCCAUAAAUGUAGUUUGGCCUCCAGUCAUGGGCAUAUGUUAGCUCAGCAUUAAGUCUUAUUUAAAUAAGCUCUCACAUGAAGAGCCUAUAUAUAUUGCAAUUUUUCAUAAAUGUGGUUGAAAGAGCACUGAAACUAAUGAUUUGUACUAUGAAGACCUUUCUUUGUAUUGCUCGUAAAUGCAUAAGUUCAGUCAGUAUAAAAAAUUGCAAUAUAUGACAGCGUGCUAUAUAAUAUUAUCAUAGGGAGUGCUAAACCCAUAUGGAUUAUAAAGCUCCUGUGGUGGGGGGGAAUGGAAAGUAUUCAGGGAACUGGAGCACAGAUCCAAUUCCCUAGAUCAAGAGCCCUUCACCAUCGUCUAGACCAAAGGAGUUAUAAAAUGUUUUAUAAGUUUUUAGUACAGCCUCUCCUCACUUAACGACAGAGUUCCGUUCCUCAGACCACGUCGUUAAAGUAAUUCGUUGCUAAAUGAGGAGCAUACUAUGAUGUAGUGGAUUUGUGUCAACCAUGUUUAAUAUUGUUUUAAUGUUACCUUUGUACUAUUUAUAACAUUGGUCUAUUUUUAAAUGUUUAUUACAAUAUACAUAACACUGCUGUAUAAACAGAAUAGAGGAAAUCAGCCCUUAAUAUACAUUUAGGUAUGGGUCAGAGAGCCCAUCGUAAGUCAGAGUCGUCGGUAAACGAGUACGUCGCUAAGUGAGGCGAGGCUGUAUUUUAUAAUGGUACAAAAUGUUUAGUUAUGUGUAAAAUGAAAGAAAAAACUUCCACUGCCAUUUGUAAAAAAAAUUUAUUAGUGUCCAAUAUUACAUGACUGUACAUUUAUAUUCAUUAUAUUGUAACACGAAACAAAAUAUAAACGUGUAUUUCAGUGAUUAUUAUUGUAAAUGUUAUAUAGCAAGAUAGAGACACAAAAAAAUAACAUCUUUAUAGCAAAUACUUUUAAAAUAUAUUACAGAAAGUAUCAAGUAUUUGAAUGAAAGUGUAACCUACUGUAUAUAUGGCAGGUACACUGAUAUGCUGAGUAUACAUGUGCAGCAUAUACUAGUCUAGACCACAUGCAGCAUAUAAUUGGUGUAUGUGGUGUAUAUUUGCUGCAGAUAAUGGUAUAUAUAUGUGCUACAUACAGUUCAUCGGUAUAUAUGGUCAUUUAACUCCAUAUGCUGAAUUUACAGAUUAUGCAGUAUAUACUAUGGUAUAUACAGUAUAUGUGCUCCAUGAGCAAUUUAUAAUACAGCACAUAUACUACAUUACCAUAAUAUAUACUUCACACAAUCUGUAAAUUCAACAUGCGCAGUUGUGACCAUAUGCGGCAUAUAAUACACUUGCAUGUCUAACACUUAUGGGAAGUACUAAACCCGUGAGGGUCACUCGGCAGUAUAAAUGAUAUUGUCAAAAUAAAGGAAGUUUUAUUUUAAGUGAUAUAUAUGAGAGAAAAGUUUGCAGUAACAAUAUAUGUAGACAACUUAAGAGUAUAUUUGGUAUAAUUUAACAAGAUACAACACAAUGACAAUGUAGUAAAAGUAUCAAUCAGCAAACUAUUUUAUAUAUAAAUUUCAUGCAUGUAAACACUUGUGGAUGAUAUUUUGCACAUUUUGUUUCAUUACUCUUAACAGAUAUAUUGAUGAAAAACAAGAACUUGUGCACAGUCUUAUACCUCAACUUAAUAUUGUAUUAAUUACAUUUAGAAAAAACUAACAAGGGUUCAUGAUACACUGGUCAUGAACAGCCUGUCCAUAAUUACAAGGAUUUUCAAUUAUACUCACAAAAAUCACUGAACCUGUGAGGAUAAUACAGUACUACAGCUGUGUAUAAUUGUGGCUUAUUAUUUUAAAAUUUCAUAGAUGUUAUUCUGGUUACCAGGUAUUACCCCAUGUUAAGUAUUCAGUAUACCAGACAUUAACAAAUAUGCUCAAGAUAUACCCUGGAACUAAACUAAAUUUAUAUGGCAUUUAA